Molecule: messenger RNA, 1578 nt
Organism: Cucurbitaria berberidis CBS 394.84
Lineage: Eukaryota; Fungi; Ascomycota; Dothideomycetes; Pleosporales; Cucurbitariaceae
Product: general substrate transporter
Exons: 5
Coding region: 1-1578 (525 amino acids)
Biological process (GO): transmembrane transport; carbohydrate transport
Cellular component (GO): membrane
Molecular function (GO): carbohydrate:proton symporter activity
Source: RefSeq, a predicted model, not a curated record
AUGAAGACCUUCUACAAUGUCUAUGCGAUCUGCGGUUUCGCCGCCAUUGGCGGUGGUCUGUUCGGUUUCGACAUCUCUUCCAUGUCCGGUGUCCUAGGUACCGAAGCCUACAGGAACUACUUCAACUCUCCUAGUGGUACGCGCCAAGGUGGCAUCACUGCCUCUAUGCCUGCGGGGUCCCUCAUCGGUGCCCUGUGCUCUAGUUUUCUUGCCGAUCGCCUCUCUCGUCGAACUGCUAUCCAAAUUGCGGCUCUCAUUUGGAUCAUUGGCGCCAUCUUCCAAUCUGCGAGCAACGGUAUCCCACUCCUCUGCAUCGGCCGUGUCGUUGGUGGCUUCGCCAUCGGUGUCUGCUCAGCUAUCGUUCCCGUCUACCAAUCAGAGAUUGCUCCAAAGGAAAUUCGUGGUCGCGUUGUUUCCCUGCAACAGUGGGCCAUCACCUGGGGUAUUCUUAUCCAGUACUUCAUCCAGUACGGCAGUUCAUUCGUCGAUGGUGGUGCCAAGAACCCAUCCCAGGGCACUGCUGCUUUCCGAAUCCCUUGGGGUAUCCAAGCUGUACCCGGUGCCAUUCUCCUAGUCGGUCUCUUCUUCUUCCCUCGCUCUCCGCGUUGGUUGGCUUCAAAGGACCGCUGGGAGGAGGCUCUGCAGGUCCUCGCCCAUCUUCAUGGCGGCGGUGACAUGAACCACCCGAAGGUGCUUGCCGAAUACAAGGAGAUUGAGGACGCUCUUCGGUUCGAGCGUGAGGUGGCUGAGACUAGUUUCACUGCUCUAAUCAAGCCUCGUAUUGUCAAGCGUGUAAUCCUGGGAAUGUCUAUACAGGCUUGGAGCCAGUUGUGCGGCAUGAAUGUUAUGAUGUAUUACAUUAUAUUUAUCAUGCGUGGAGCUGGUAUCGCCGAUGAGCUGCUCACAGCGUCUAUACAAUACAUUAUUAACGUUGUUAUGACCCUACCAGCCAUCCUAUACCUCGACAAGUUUGGUCGUCGCCCGGCUCUCCUGAUCGGUUCGUUCCUCAUGAUGACCUGGCUCUUCACCACCGGUGCUCUGCAGGCUACCUACGGCCACUCCAAUCCGAACAAGGCCGACAAAGACAUCUCCUGGGUUGUUCCCAAGGAGCAUAGCGCCGUCUCCAAGGCCAUUGUCGCAUGCUCAUACCUCUUCGUUGCCUCCUUUGCGACGACCUGGGGUCCCACUUCAUGGACCUACCCGUCUGAGAUCUUCCCGGCCAAGGUCCGCGCGAAGGCUGUGUCGCUCGCAACGGCAUCCAACUGGGCAUGGAAUUGCAUUCUCGCCUUUGCGGUUCCCCCACUUCUCUGGAGCAUCAACUGGAAGAUGUACAUGAUCUUCGGUACCUUCAACGGUCUCGCUCUCGUCCAUAUGUUUUUCGCGGCCCCCGAGACCAAGGGCAAGACGCUCGAAGAGAUGGACGACGUCUUCGACUCAGGCCUCCCUGCUUGGAAGGCUGGCAAGGCUGGCUCGCGUCUCGACCAGAUCACGCGCGACAUCGAGAAGGGUGAGGUCAAGGUCGAGACCAAGUCUCACGGCCACGUUGAGCAGGUCCCUGUUGUCGAGCCCAAGGCUUAG